Messenger RNA from Otolemur garnettii (small-eared galago), 1159 nucleotides. RefSeq names its product dual specificity phosphatase 26 (gene DUSP26). Bases 1 to 636 code for a protein of 211 amino acids. Lineage: Eukaryota; Metazoa; Chordata; Mammalia; Primates; Galagidae. Gene Ontology annotation, biological process: negative regulation of MAPK cascade; protein dephosphorylation. The record is from RefSeq and is a predicted model, not a curated record. The transcript is spliced from 3 exons. Gene Ontology annotation, cellular component: cytoplasm. Gene Ontology annotation, molecular function: MAP kinase phosphatase activity; protein tyrosine/serine/threonine phosphatase activity.
AUGUGCCCUGGUAACUGGCUGUGGGCGUCCAUGACGUUUAUGGCCCGCUUCUCCCGGAGCAGCUCAAGGUCUCCUGUUCGCACUCGAGGGAGCCUGGAGGAGAUGCCAACCGUUCAACACCCUUUCCUCAACGUGUUCGAGUUGGAGCGGCUCCUGUACACAGGCAAGACAGCCUGUAACCAUGCCGACGAGGUCUGGCCAGGCCUCUACCUCGGAGACCAGGACAUGGCUAACAACCGCCGAGAGCUUCGUCGCCUGGGCAUCACCCACGUCCUCAAUGCGUCCCACAGCAGGUGGCGAGGCCCACCUGAGGCCUACCAGGCCCUGGGCAUCCGCUACCUGGGAGUGGAGGCCCACGACUCGCCAGCCUUCGACAUAAGCAUCCACUUCCAAACAGCUGCCGACUUCAUCCACCGGGCUCUGAGCCAGCCAGGAGGGAAGAUCCUGGUGCACUGUGCGGUAGGAGUGAGCCGAUCCGCCACGCUGGUGCUGGCCUACCUCAUGCUGUACCACCGCCUCACCCUCGUGGAGGCCAUCAAGAAAGUCAAGGACCACCGCGGAAUCAUUCCCAACCGAGGCUUCCUGCGGCAGCUCCUGGCCCUGGACCGCAGGCUGCGGCAGGGUCUGGAGGCGUGAGGGGGGACGGGAGGGCAGCCGGGCCCUGGGGGGGCCCUGGCUCCCAGCUGGAAAGAGGAAGCCGGGUGGCAGGUGGCCGGAGCCGGGAACCCAUCCUCCCCUGGAAGCAGGACAGUGAGAGGCUGAGCCCCAGGCCACUGUGGCUGUGCGGGAGGGGCCGGGAGUGGGGUGGGCGGGCGACCCGGUGCGGGUGACCGGGAAGGAGGCCGCCCCGCUGUCGGUGGAAGACGCUCCAGGGAUUCAGACGCCCCUGGGUUCCAGCCAGGGUGUGACCGGCGAUCUGCAGCCCCUUCCCCUCUUUGUGCCUAAGUGUUCCCCCCUCUCACGAACCAAAACGAAAGGGCCAUCCGUGUCCUGCGGGGGCGCAGACGCACGAAUGCGACGGGGCCGUUGUGUGAAGCCCGUAGCGUAGACAGACGGCAAAGACUGGGUGUGAAAACCGCGAAGCCGGAGGAGAACCCCAGAGCCUUGCCGCCCGGGCGCUGGGAGGGAGGCGUGUGAGGGCUGGCGCUGCGCCUGCGGC